Heterocephalus glaber (naked mole-rat) is the source of this 2042-nucleotide messenger RNA. RefSeq names its product chromosome unknown C15orf62 homolog (gene CUNH15orf62). Gene Ontology annotation, biological process: positive regulation of pseudopodium assembly; Rho protein signal transduction; positive regulation of actin filament polymerization. NCBI's taxonomy places the organism in Eukaryota, Metazoa, Chordata, Mammalia, Rodentia, Bathyergidae. Gene Ontology annotation, cellular component: plasma membrane; cytoplasm; cytoskeleton. Gene Ontology annotation, molecular function: small GTPase binding. The record is from RefSeq and is a predicted model, not a curated record.
UGGUAAGACAGGAAGUAGCAUGGUGACACACAAUGCAGGCUGCCCCUAGCAGUCUCAAGAGGAAUCUGAAGCUCCCAUCGCCCUGGGGUGUUGGUCACAGCUGCCCAGCUUCUGCCUGCGGAUGCUGCAAUUACUUCAGAGCCUGAAACCCAGCUUCCCACCUGACUGAGUCAGCUGAAAACAAAACACUGCCACCGCCACACUGGCACAAACACCCAAGCCACUAAUCAGAGUCCCACAGCCACUGGCAGAGAAGGCACUAUCCUCCACUGGCCUAGAGACGGCAGUGCCCAGAGCAGCCAGAGAGGAGAGCUGGGUGCAUCUGCCUCUGCCUGCGGAAGGAGCCCGUGAGAGAAUCUUCCUCUGCCACCCAGCUGCUCUUGCCCCAGCGCCGUAAGUGCUCUGCUCCCGCUGGGGUUUUUUCCACUGCCCUAUCAGGUAACCAGGUCACUCCUGUCCCUGUGGGGCCUCUUGCGACCAGGACUCCUAGCUCUUUGCUCUCCUGGACAAAAAGUGCUCCUUCCUGGGCCUCGUGUCACCAUCCAAGAUGCUGGCCAGAGGACUGUGCUGAGCAGAAGCCCAGGCCUCCGCUUCAAGUGCACUCAUACUGUCCCUGACUGCUGGCAUUCACCGCCCAGUGGGGACCUGAUGGUCACUAGCUGCUGCUGAGUGCCGGGUUUCUGAGGUGCCAGGGCUGCCUGCUGGCUCCCUUGGGUCCCAUGGAGACCUGGCGGAAAGGCUCCUUCUGCAGUGCCUCCUUCCUCAAGCGGCUGACCCUGGGGCGGCCACGGCGACUCCGGCGACAGGGCAGUGAGCUGAGCCAGGCCAGCACUGCUGCUGGUGACCACGAGGAGUACAGCAACCGAGAGGUCAUCCGGGAACUUCGAGGGAGGCCGGAUGGACGGCGUCUGCCCUUGUGGGGAGAUGAGCAGCCUCGGGCCACCCUGCUGGCCCCACCCAAGCCCCCACGCCUCUACCGAGAGAGUUGCAGCUGCCCUGACAUCCUGGAGGCCCCUGCGGCCUACCCUACUGCCCACGCCGCUCGUCUGCCCUCGGCACUCUCCCUGGCGGGCACCCUUCACCAGUCCUCAGAGGAGGGCCUUUUGGACACUGCCCCCUUUCAGAGGACACCCGCUCCAGACCUAGGUGACCAGUUCUUCUCCUUCAAGGUGGACCUGGGGAUUUCGCUGCUUGAGGAGGUUCUACAGAUGCUGAGGGAGCAGUUCCCCAGUGAGCCCAGCUUCUGAGUGGGUGAGCAGGGCAGAGCUGGGGUGACGUAGAAGCUGAAGCCUGGCAACCCAAGGGAGGGGGGUACAGUUGUGCCACGAGGAAAAGGCAAAGAUAGGAAUCCAGAGUUCUCCCUGCCUUCUGGGUCCUGAACAGUUGUCCAAGUUACCCAGAAGGACAGGACAGAGACCAGUGGAGACACAGGAGGUCAUUUUCUAGCAGGUGCCCUGGAGGAACCUACUGAAGCCAGGAAGGGGAGGCCACACCUGGUAACCACAGAGGCCAGCAGAGUCACAGGAGGGCACAGGGGUGAGUCAGGGCGAGGACACUGACUAGGCAGAAUCGACACUGCCCUGCACCAGCCUCCUCUGCAGCAACUGUCAGCACAGAGGUCAUGGGACACAUCGGGGCCAAAGCGGUCCAGCCCAAGCUGAAGGGGACAGUGGGGAGGCCUGAGAGGGGAAAUAGGCUUGCCUCUGUCCAGUUGGGUGGCCACUUGAUACAUAUGGCUACUUAAGGACACUGAAAUAAAAACCCUAAAUCAGUUCCUUGCUACACUAGCCAUGUUUCAAAUGUUCGGUUACACCUGGUUAAUGGUACCACACUGGGAAGCACAGCAAGGACAGGGACAUCCCUGGACAGUCCACCAGACAGCACUGGCUGGACUCUGGCCUGCAGCCAUUCACACAUAGGAUGGGCAGGGAAGGGAGAAGCAUCCGAGGCUGCAGGAGCAAGAACAGGCUGGGGAGAGGUAGGUAGAGACACAGAGCAAAACGAAAGAGGAAAACCAAACAAAUCACUAACAGCGAAGAAGA